AGUAAUCACAAAGAAGAAACGACUAAGAAGUGAACCAUUUUAUUAAUCGUAUACCAAAAGAAUUUCCAAUUGUGUUUUCUUUGUGAGGAAGAGAAAUUAUUUAUGCCAAAUCGAUUGCAGUGAAAACUCAGAAAAAUUAUUGGUGAAUUUUUACGAAAGAAACCCCGAAAUAGAAAUAUCACUUGCAUAUAUAUGAUUUUACUUUCCUAGUUGUACACAUACAUAUAUUUGUUCCUGGUAAUGUUGGUGUCAAUAUUAUAUGCAAAAAUGAGUGAUUCAGGUGACUUUGAACAUUUAUAGAAGAAGUGGAAUCGGGACGAAGGAAAGAGUGCUUAUUUUUAAUAGGUUUGAGUACUACCUAUUGGAAAAAUUUUAUACUAAAUCUAAUAACAAAUACCUGGUAUCAAAAGUAUACAAACAAGAUCCAGUGUACGCCAUUUUGAAUAUUUUGACCUUUUGCUUGCUUGCGACUUGUUUGGUUUUCGUUCUGAACAAUUGAACUCCUACAGUGCCGUUAUUCAAAUAAUAAAAUUAUAUAAUACACCUGCGAAGAAUAUAUGUGCGGAUCGCUAUAUAAAUAGAAUAAAGACAUUUUGUUGCCCAAAGUGUAAUGUUUACUAAGCAGUGUGAUCAAAUUAAGUUGUAUAACUCAAAAGUAAAGCGCGUUAUAGUUAAAAAGAGACUAAUUGUUCAUCCAUCUACGAUGUUUAAGAACACAAACAUAUGUGGAAAUCUGAUAACGGCAAUGAUAGUAUACCCAAAACAACAAUUCAGAAUUGCUAACCAACCGGCGAGAAUAAGAGUUUGUGUUUAGAUUGACCAUUGCAAAGUAUUUGCGUGAGUCUACAAUAUAAUUAGGCCUAUAAGUUAUAUGCAUCGUUAAUGUAAAAGAUUUCAAGACGGGAAUAAAUACGUGAAGCCUUCAGGAUCAAAAUAAUCAUACGGAAUACGCUAUAAUUAUCACCAUUGCAACGGUCAAAAUCAUCAUAACAUUUUAUUAACAAGUUGUUGGUAUAUAACUAAUUGUUUUGCAAAAUGAAGUUGUUGGAGAGUUCGCGUUUUGAGGCGAUUAAUAAUGCAUUGUCUAUACAAACUGGUGGGAGUACAAUCUUUGGUCGUAUUGAGAGCUAUUCCUGCAAAAUGGUGGCGGCUGAUAAAGCUUUGUAUAAAAGAUUCACCGCUGAUACACACGGUGUUGGACCACAUGAUCUACAAGCACUUUCACCACCACAAACCUUAGCUGACCUUUCACCCAACUUCCAUCGCAACAAUAGCCAGUCGGGGGACGAAGGAAUAAUCCUUUGCGAUACUAUAUCUCGCAAGACUCUUUUCUACUUGAUCGCUACAUUGAAUGCUUCAUUUGAACCAGAUUAUGAUUUUUCUGAUGCCAAGUCUCAUGAAUUUAGCAAAGAACCUUCACUACAGUGGGUGAUGAACUCAGUUCAUUCGAAUUUAUCGGCUUUAGCUGGAGACCAAUAUCAAGUUUUACGUCAACCCUUAUGGACGGCUAUAGAUGAUGAAAUCAACUUAUCUGAUUGUGACAUUUACAGCUACAAUCCGGACUUGAGUUCAGAUCCCUUUGGUGAACCCGGCUGUUUGUGGUCUUUUAACUACUUCUUUUAUAACAAAAAGUUAAAACGCAUCGUCUUCUUUACAUGCCGUGCAGUAAAUUCAAUUUACGCUGGAGAAACAUCCGAUUUUUCAAUGGAAGAUGAUGUUUAUUAAGGACUGUGCAAAAUACUGGAACACAGUUCGAUUUUUUCAAUUAAUAAUCUUAACAUUUAAAGAACAUAAAUAAUUACAAAAUGAUUAAUGGAAAAAACUGAUUGUUAGUCGGAUGUAAUAUUACAAUUACUCCAUUACUUACAAGUAUAAAGGAUUUACAAGAAAAUAACUCGUGGAGACUAUAUGAACCGUAGGUAUGCGUAUUCAGAUCCUGCAAGGUUAACAAUAAAUAAUGUAUUUAACUGUAUGUAUCUUUUCAAGUAUAUUUAUUGGCAUAAAGGCAGGUGAGAGCUGCGAUGUGAGAAUUUGUGCCUCUAAAUAUACACGAUGCCAAUAGUUUAGUUUAAAACUUUGAACUUCUAACAUAAACAUAUUCUAGAAGAAAUACUUCAUAUAAAAAAUAUUGAAGAAGAUUGAUAUUUUAUGGAGUAUUAAGUAUUUGUACACUUUAAAUGUUUGGAUAUGUUUUUCAUUGAAGUUUGCACUUCAUGCGUUAGCAUUCAAUAAACGGUUAUUGAAAGCAAAUAAAAUUUGCUAUGGAUUUCAAAUGUAUCGUUCUUUUAGUAAUAAGAUUAUAUUUGCUAGUGUUACUCUACUAAAAAACAGCAUAUUCGUUGAAUCGUGCGUUUUAGCCCCUAAAAUUUAAUAUUCACUUUGAACUCAAACAAAUAUGUAAUAUUAGUAUGUAAUGAAAAAAUAAAUAAAAUGCAAAUUCAAAUUG
This is a messenger RNA of Bactrocera dorsalis (oriental fruit fly), 2446 nucleotides long. It is a transcript of the gene Maf1, whose product is annotated as repressor of RNA polymerase III transcription MAF1 homolog. NCBI's taxonomy places the organism in Eukaryota, Metazoa, Arthropoda, Insecta, Diptera, Tephritidae. The coding region runs from base 1036 to 1725 and encodes 229 amino acids. Gene Ontology annotation, molecular function: RNA polymerase III core binding. The record is from RefSeq and is a predicted model, not a curated record. Gene Ontology annotation, biological process: negative regulation of transcription by RNA polymerase III. Gene Ontology annotation, cellular component: nucleus. The transcript is spliced from 3 exons.